Molecule: messenger RNA, 2650 nt
Organism: Strongylocentrotus purpuratus (purple sea urchin)
Lineage: Eukaryota; Metazoa; Echinodermata; Echinoidea; Camarodonta; Strongylocentrotidae
Exons: 6
Coding region: 137-2614 (825 amino acids)
Source: RefSeq, a predicted model, not a curated record
GUGCACGCGCAAACGUUGAAGGUUGUCUGCUGUACUUGUCGAGCUGGCGUCAUACGUAAACGUGGGAGUGGAUGUCCUGAAAUAGUGUCUACCAUCUGUACUUGUAACUUGUAACAAGACCCUUCCUGGUUCUGCAAUGAAUAUGAUGGAUAAGCAUCAGAGGAGCAAGAAAGAAGAUUCAAAGGGAGGGGAGAAGAAAAGUCGUCGCAAGUUGUACACCCAACCCCAUGAGCCCCAAAUUCCUUUUGCAAAUGGUCAAGAUGUCUCUGGGUCGAUGAGGUCAGCAGGAGUGAAGGAAGCUAGCUGUAGCUCCUCGGCUGAACAAGCGUUGAGUAAAAAGAAGCAAGGGUCCACUAGGAAGUAUGUUAAGGAUGAAGACGAUGUCUUGGGGAGCGAUCGCGAUGUCUUCGUCAAACCUCAUAUGUCGCCAAGGAGAAUAUUCUAUGGAGCGAAGCCCAGUUCAGCUGAGAAAAAACGACGUCAUACAAUCUCCAUGACAAGAGAUAUGAAGAAGCUUGAGGAGGCUAUUGAUCUGAAGCAACGAAGAAAGAAAAAUAAGAAAAAUGGAAACAUCAAAGCACAGACAGAUUGCAGUCCUUUCAAGGUACCUCUCAAAAAAAUGGGAGGAAAGGAAUCGGUUGACAGAGCAGGAUGUCAAAGAAAGAAGUUGAACAAAUUGAGUUGUAGAAAGAGGCACAACAACUUGGAAGAGGGAGAGACCUGUAUGCAAGAUGAAGCAUUGACAAUGACAUCCAAGCGGAAAGAAGAUGGACAUUCCUCACAUGCAUCCAAUCAUGGCAUGUUAGGAAAACAUGGAGUUAAACCAGACAAGGGCUUUGAAAGUUUGGAUGAAUUGUACAACCCAAGUCAGGAACUCUUCACUGAUACUGAGUCUGGAAAUGAGACAGACACUCAAGCCAGCGUGCAGAGAACAGUAUCGAGAUUCCUCAGUUCCCAGGAAGCUCAGAAUGACUUCAGGGCACCCGACUCCACCAUGGUCCAAAGAUCUUCCCUUUCUGCGGGUGCCGGUGACACAGAGUCAGACGUCAGUGAGAGCUCGGAUGAUGGUGAAGCAAAUGAGACUGCCCUUGAGAAGGAGAUACAUAGCUUCUUCAAGAAUGAGAAACAACAGUCUCCAAGAGGUCACAGAGAAGUUGUCCUUCCAUCGGAAGUGUCACUGACUCCUAUCCAACAGGGAACGGUUGAUGGAAUAUCUGAUGAAAGUGAGGUCAUUUGUGCAGGACAAAAGAUGCAGUCACAUAAUGAGCGUGAUGAUGUUAUGGAUAAAGAUACUAAUCAUAGUACCCCAGACAGCAUUGGUGAGCUUGAAGAUGCUCAAAGACUCUCUGACGAUUCUUCAAGUACCUGCAGCCAAGAUGUGGCAGUAAGUAAAAUUGUGUUAGGGCAAGAUGAUAGGGAUAAUAAUAACAGUGGAGAUAUUGUUCCUAGAGGAAAGAAGUCACAGAACCAGAAACAGAUUACUUCACAGAAAUAUGGGUCACAAACAAACCAGGACGUUGAAAUGGCUGCCACAAGUGAGGACUCAGAAAACUCAUCGUCGAGUGAUAUCGAAGUAGGAGAAUCAAGUGAUAGGAGUCGCACGCCAUUCCACUCCACUCCUGCAGAACCUUCUCAUUGUCCUCAAUUGCCAAAAGAGCAAGCACACAGUGCAGUAUCCCCAUCUCUACCAGUGACAGAAAUAGGAAAGCAGAUGUUUAGGUUGUACUGCCACAGGAAUACCACUCCCCGAAUUCUGGAAGCCCUCAGGGCCUGCGGUAGCAUCGAUGGCAAUACUCUGGCAUCAGCAACUGUCGAUAAUGGGCCGACAUGUAGGCCUAUUGAGAUGAUACAUGGCAAGAUCUUUGAAGGGGCAGCUGAAAGGACAUCAUCUGAAGUAUCACUCGAUCUCUUUGAGGACAACUCUAAUGGCAUUGAUGGGGAUGUGGAGAAAAAGAAGGAUGAACAGUUGACCAAGCCAGCAAGUCUGGAUAGUGCUAUUAAGAGAAAGAGAUCAGCCAAAGAUGAUACAGAGACCAAACCAAAGAAGUCAAAGAAGAACAAGAAAAAAAGGAAAGUGACAGCUAAGCCAGGAGAUAAAACUUUUAAAACUAGACUUAAAGUCAUCAAUGGACCAAUCAAAGGAGAUGCAAGAAAGAAAAAUGCCAAAGAUGAUGCAAAGACCAAACCAAAGAAGUCAAAGAAGAACAAGAAAAAAAGGAAAGUGACAGCUAAGCCAGGAGAUAAUACUUUUAAAACUAGACUUAAAGUCAUCAAUGGACCAAUCAAAGGAGAUGCAAGAAAGAAAAAUGAGUACAGAUGGAAGCGAGAAAUGAGAGAACAGUCAAAGUGCCCUUGGAGUCCUAUCACUUUGGAACCAUCUUUGGAGUCUGACCUUGGCGUGCUACGAUGUCUCAAGGCAGCAGCUAGGGCAGUACUGAAUCAACGAGUAACUCACCUAGACAGCAGGGAUGCAAACCUAGAGGAAGAGGACCAGGACACUGGGACCUUCGUCAAUCUUUUAUCGUUUCCUGAUGUGUUCAUGACGAAGAAGAAAGACCAACCGUCCUUUCGCAAAGUACCACCAAGUGAAAUACAAAUUUUGCAUGGGUUAUAAGCACCAGUACAACUGUCUUUUUAUGAUUUUUAGUUG